CAGUCGGUGAGGAGGAGGGAGGCCGAGGCGAGUUGGCGCCAGCGCGCCUGCGCGCGUACGGUGGCCGGACGGGACCAGAGGUGGUUCUGCCGGUGACAGUCGCGAGCCCCACCCUUUCCCCACGUGGCUGCGAAAACCGGUUUGAGAGUGUCUAUCAGGUGGGUGAUGGCCUCCAAGCGCAUCACCCAGGAGACCUUCGAUGCAGUUGUUCAUGAGAACAUUGAAGAGUUCCAGAUGCAACCAGAGGAGGCAAUAAAAGAGGCCGUGGAACAAUUUGAAUCACAAGGGGUUGAUCUGAGCAACAUUGUAAAGCUGGCACCCAGAGUCUCUGCAGAUGGAUCCCAGGAGCCUAGACACGACAUCCUACAGGUCCUGGAUGACCUGCGGGAGUCCGUGACCCACUCUCGCCCCCAGGAAGUGUCCAUGCACCUUGCCCGCUUUUUUGAACAGUGCAAGCAGCACAAGGCUUGCCGCUUCCUGGCUGCCCAGAAGGGGGCCUACCCCAUCCUUCUGGCUGCCUGGAAGCUUGCUGCAGCAAGUGACCAGAGCCUGCUGCUUCAGGCCCUCAACACCCUGUCAGCCCUGACCGAUGGCCAGCCCGAUCUCCUAGACACCCAGGGCCUACAGCUGCUGGUGGCAACCCUGGCCCAGAAUGCCGACGUAGCUGAUCUGACCUGCUCUGGGAUCCGCUGUGUGUGCCAUGCCUGCCUGAAGCAUGAGCAGAAUCGGCAAAGCCUGGUGAAGGCCGGUGUGCUGCCCCUGCUGACUGGUGCCAUUGCCCGACAUAGGCAUUGCGCCGACGUGGUCAGAGAGGCCUGUUGGGCCCUCCGAGUCAUGACCUUCGAUGAUGACAUCCGUGUGCCCUUUGGCCAUGCCCACGACCAUGCCAAGAUGAUUGUGCAGGAGAAUGGAGGCUUGAAGGUGCUCAUUGAGGCUGCCAAAGCAUUCUCUGACAGCCCCAGUAUCCUGAGUGAGCUCUGCAGCACCCUGUCCCGCCUGGCCGUCCGCAAUGAAUUCUGCCAGGAGGUCGUCGACCUUGGGGGCCUCAGGGUCCUGGUGGCCCUACUGGCCAACUGCAGCGACCACCAGGACCUUGUGAAGCAAGUGUUGAGUGCCCUGCGGGCCAUUGCAGGCAACGACGAUGUGAAGGAUGCCAUCGUCCGUGCUGGCGGGACAGAGUCCAUCGUGGCUGCCAUGACCCAGCACCUGGCUAGCCCCCAGAUAUGCGAGCAGAGCUGUGCAGCCUUGUGUGUCUUGGCCCUGCGAAAGCCAGAGAACAGCCGGGUCAUCAUGGAGGGCGGUGGGGCCCUGGCUGCAUUGCAGGCCAUGAAGGCACACCCUCAAGAAGCUGGAGUGCAGAAACAGGCCUGCAUGCUGAUCCGUAACCUGGUGGCCCGCAGCCAGGCCUUCUCACAGCCCAUCCUGGACCUGGGGGCUGAAGCACUCAUCUUGCAGGCCCGUGCUGCCCACCGUGACUGUGAGGAUGUGGCCAAGGCUGCCCUGCGGGACCUUGGCUUCCAUGUGGAGCUGCGAGAGCUGUGGACUGGCCAGAAGGGCAACCUGGCACCAUAACCCCAGGCUCAGUCUGGGCCGUGGCUUUGGAUGAGUUCUGUGAUUCAGGAACAGGGAGGAGGUCCAUGUCCUGCCACUCUAUUCCCCAGAUUCCUCCCCCACUCAGUGAAAAGUGUUUUCUGAUGGGCACCAGGUAGAGGCUGGGAUGGGAAGGGAGCACUGGUGAAGCAUCUAUAGAGCAUAAAGCAUCCCCAGGGUCUUGGCCUCCCAUCACCUUGUUCUCCUCACCAGCUGACAGCACUGGCAUUAUCUUGCCUGCCUGCCCACCCCUACCACAUGCCCUUUCCUAUCAGAAGGGCCUCCUUAGUGCUGCCUGGAGGUGGAGUGCUGACUGAAAUUUGGGAGCCACACUGGCCAAUUUCACAGCAGGAUGGGGACCCCGCUUUGGCUUACAAGUCUGUUUUCUCCCCUGCUUAUCUCUCACUUGUAAUAUGGGUUGUAGGAGCCUUGCUCUGCUGGACAGAGGGCAGGGACCAAACUCUUCUGCCUCCAGGGGCCCCAGGCCAGCCAGUACUGCCCAGGAAUAAAAGACUCUAUUAGUUGAACAAUG
Molecule: messenger RNA, 2122 nt
Organism: Nyctereutes procyonoides (raccoon dog)
Lineage: Eukaryota; Metazoa; Chordata; Mammalia; Carnivora; Canidae
Gene: ARMC6
Product: armadillo repeat containing 6
Exons: 8
Coding region: 166-1572 (468 amino acids)
Biological process (GO): hematopoietic progenitor cell differentiation
Molecular function (GO): protein binding
Source: RefSeq, a predicted model, not a curated record